Messenger RNA from Cladocopium goreaui, 711 nucleotides. The record is from the annotation of a GenBank genome assembly. Lineage: Eukaryota; Dinophyceae; Suessiales; Symbiodiniaceae.
AUGCGUCGCUUUGGUGGACUGAAGGAGUUCUGCAAAAGGCACCGAGUGGACAUUCUGUGCCUGCAAGAGGUGAAAGUGACCUCGAAAACCUUGGCUCAAGGCCGACAGUACGAAGUGGAUGGCUAUGAGAGCUACUGGGCCUGCAACGAUGGCAACGGUUUCCAACGUCAGGGCCUCAACGGCUGCGCCACCUUCGUGCGGAAGGGGCUCAAUGUGGAGGCGGCCAGCUGUGCGCCGCUGGAAAGUGCUGAGUUGGAUGAUGAAGGCCGUUGUUUGUUGACGGAUCAUGGCAGUUUCGUGGUCUUCAACGUCUAUGUGCCGAACAGCCAAGGCGGCCCUCGAUUACCCUUCAAAAUGCGGUGGUUGAGAGCCUUAAGGCAGGCCAUGCAACGCGAAAGGCGCAAGGGCAAGGCAGUUCUGCUCGCAGGUGAUCUUAAUCUGAAGCAUCGGAGAUGGGACUCCCAUUGGAGCUGCCUGGGCCUCGAUCAGCAAGAUCUGGUACGCGGCCUGGAGUCCGCUAGCGCGGAGGAGACGCUGCAGGAGCUACGCUUGGUGGCCUUCCAUUGGCAAGACCUGUUGGAAGCUUUCAGGAACAAGACGGUGACGCAAAUGGAGACCAGGAUGCCUCCCUUCAUCCCGGAAAAUCCAUGGGAUUUUUCCGCAGAAUGCCUGACUUUUUGGUGGGAAAAAUAUGAAGAAAUCACCAUUUAA